This is a messenger RNA of Botrytis sinoallii, 300 nucleotides long. RefSeq lists its product as uncharacterized. Lineage: Eukaryota; Fungi; Ascomycota; Leotiomycetes; Helotiales; Sclerotiniaceae. The transcript has a single exon. The coding region runs from base 1 to 300 and encodes 99 amino acids. The record is from RefSeq and is a predicted model, not a curated record.
AUGCCACCUAGAUUUCUCCUCGGACCUGAGUGGAAAGAGGGUGACUGGGAGGCGACCAGUAGAGCCUAUAAGAUCUCGCUUUAUUUAAUCUGGACGUUGGUUGGCAUCGAACUUGGUUUGCUUGUUAUUUCGAUGACAGUUGCCUUCUACAAUGGCUGUGCCAUACUACUUAUUUUCAUCGGAAGAGCUUUGUUUGCAAGAGUAAAUCGGGACGAACCACAAGAGGAAUUCAAUGAAAAGCGUCAAGAGAAAGGCACCGAGGGAGAAUGCAAGCCUUUGUUGAUGGAAGAUUCUGGUUAA